Anopheles arabiensis is the source of this 2636-nucleotide messenger RNA. RefSeq lists its product as uncharacterized. NCBI's taxonomy places the organism in Eukaryota, Metazoa, Arthropoda, Insecta, Diptera, Culicidae. Gene Ontology annotation, cellular component: cytoplasm. The transcript is spliced from 6 exons. The record is from RefSeq and is a predicted model, not a curated record. Bases 919 to 2535 code for a protein of 538 amino acids. Gene Ontology annotation, biological process: multicellular organism development; proteasome-mediated ubiquitin-dependent protein catabolic process. Gene Ontology annotation, molecular function: ubiquitin protein ligase activity; zinc ion binding; ubiquitin conjugating enzyme binding.
CAUCCAUUCAGUGAGUGCAAGCGCUUCAUCAGCGGAGCAAGAUCGCAGUCGCCGCUGGGAAAGUAGUUGCUGUUAUCGGUGUGCCCCUUGUUGCCAGUGUUGAUAGAAACGCGUUACACUUCGUGUAAAGGGUGAUUUAAUGUGUUUGUGCUUUAGAAGUGAUCGAUCAACCGCACAGAAAGUGUCCAUUAUUCGAACGAUGUAACGGCAGGCAACAUCCAGUGGCGCUCGUUUUGCUGUGAGGCAAGCUCUAAUAUAACACCCGCUGAUAAUGGGUCGGAUAAGACACGGACAGCAAUAGACUCAUCUCGCGAUCGCUGUUAAAGCAACAAACCAACCUAAACCCUUCCUAUUGGUGUUUUGAGCUUCGUCUCCCUCGCAAGCUUGAUAAGCGAAUCUACAAACGAUGCACAAACUAAUUUCCCUAUCAGUACCGGACUUCAGGUAGUGGUAAUGCUCUGACAUGCGCCACCACCCUGUCGAUUCUAAACCCCCUUUUUGGCGAUGACUCUCCGCAGCGCAACUGAUGAGCUUGCGCAGUGUAGUAUAAUCCGGACUGUCUACCAGACGGGAAGUGCUGUUACACAUACGUCGAUUAGUGCCUCCGAUGUUGAAGCUUGGACCAAGUGGCUGAAAUUACGAUAAGGAAGAAGCUCUGUGCAAAAAAAAGGGAUUAAAGCAGGGUUGCCAAAAUGGAAAACGGCAGAAAUGUCAAAGCGUGAUUUGUGUUGCCAAACAGCGAAGUAGCCAUUGGAAGGCCGUCAGUGCGCGAGUGAAAGUGUGCAUCUGCGUUCCUCUAGAGGUGGUUCUCAGGAAUUCGCAAUUGCCGAUUGCUGAGCGGGAUAUCACCAUUAAAAUCCCUGUCGCUGUGGGCAGAGUAUAAUUGGUUAGUUGAUUCCUGCAUAACCUACAACGACAAUGGAAAACUGGAGAUGUAAGCAGUGUUGCAAUUUCCCGAAUGGGGAGGUGUACCAGUGUGCUGCCAAGGAUCACUUUUACUGCGCCGCUUGCAAGGAGUCAAAGAACAGGACGCUAUGUACGUGUGGAGCGAAGCUGAAGGAUGGCAAGGUACCGAACCCGAUCGAGAAGCUGCUGCACCAAGCGAUGUGUCCGUGCCGCUACGCACCGAACGGAUGUACCUGGAAGUUUGUGCAGAGCGAGAUGGACGCGCACUUGGUCGAGUGUCGCUUCCGGCCGUACCGAUGUGUGGCUGCUUCGUUGAACGUGAUCAAAUGCAACUGGCAAGGUUUGCAGCACGAGAUCGAGGACCAUCUAGCGAAGGGCCACAAAGAGCUGGGCGAGGUGUUCCGGUUCCGCGAGAGCACCUCGCUCGUGUUCAAGGAGCAGAUCUCGCUCGGCGGUCUCAAGCUGGUCGAUGCGUUCAGCAAGCGCUUCCUGUUCUACUUCUUCUCGGACGUCGCCCACAAGAAGCUCUCCUUUCUGAUGCUUUACUUCGGGCGGCGCGAGGAGGCGGCCCAGUACUGCUACGAGCUGGAGAUUAGCGGCCGACCGUUUGCGCCACCCGCCAAUGGGACGGACAAAGAGGCCACCACCAUCCCGCCGGUGGUCGAGGAUGAUGCAUCCGACGCGAGCGUCUUCUCCCGCACCGUUAAGUUUGUGGAGCGUUGCAACUCCGACUCGGAAAAUCUCGCCGAACUGCUGGACGAGGAACGGUGCGUGUCGCUUUCCCACCGGCAGGUGAAAAACUACCUGCACGAGGGCAAGCUUCACAUGCGGUACCGAGUGCGCAAGGUUGAUGGAGGUGGCCGGGAGAAGAAACUCUCCGGCACGGUCGUGCCGGCCGGGGAAGAUCCACCCCUCGGAAGUGCGGUACCGGUGAAACCCAAGCCAAGGCCACCACCGUUCGUGUUUGCCAAGAAGGGAACGCUUGCCGGUCCGGGCAAGCGUUCCAGUUCCAGCUCGAGCUCCAGCUCCAACACGAGCUCCUCUUCCAGCUCCAAAUCGGAAUCGUCUACCGGGUCAGGCAAAACGGUGCAAAGCACGGCGUCCGUUGCCUCCCGUUCGCCAUCGUCCGCCUCGACCAUUACGAUAAGCUCGCAACGCAACAGUGGCGACUCGGGGCAGCUUGCAGCAGCAGGCGCAAUGGAUAGCCGCCACUCUCUGUCGUCCAUUAAUCGCCUGACGACUCCACUGACGCCGUUCGAAAAGCCAGAACAGUGUCCGCUGAUGACGCCUUCCAUCAACAAGCACGAUGUGCGCCUACUAUUUGAAUUUUGUAUCGUGACCCCGCCCCGAUUCCUGCCUCCUCCCGUUGCAGCCACCCUCGUGGAGCGUUUCGCAAACCACGACGAGCAGCUUCGCCUACCACACCAGCACCGAGUACCAUCGGCAGGUGUACGGACACGAGCCGUACCGCAUCUCGCGCCAUUAUCCACCGUCCGAGUGUACGACCACGGCGGCCGUCUGUCAGAAGUACACGCAGCCGUACAAGGUGAAGGACGAUCGGCCGUACCUGCUGAAGCAGCCGACGAACUGUCUGUUCAAACCGCAACCCAAGUGGUGUGGCGGAGCUAGUGCCGGUGUAGGUCACGGAAAGGGUGGUUGGAGUGCGUAAACGCCCCAGCUGUGGUCGAAUUUUCAGCUUCCCACACUAAUAAACUACUCAUUUCUCAAUA